CCUUCAAAGUUUUAUUGCAUCCCGUGAACUGAAGUUUUCAUAUUUCAAUUAUAUCAAUCACAAAAAUAAAAUAAAAUAAUAGUAAUAAUAAUAAUAAUGAAGAGUUAAGGUGAAGAUAUAUGCUUUGUCCACUGUAAGUGUAACUGCAUUUUCUUGCCACCAUGAAAAUCCCUCCAAAGAAACCUCAUUUUUUCAAACCUAUUCAACCAGGUUUCAAGAAUGGUCUUAAAAUUCCUAUAGGUUUCUUGAAGUAUUUGAAGGGACAUUAUCAACAUGGACAUGUAAUACUUAAAAGGGAUGGUAAAAAGUGGAUGGUUAAGUUGAAUGAACAUCGAUUCGAGGAGGGUUGGGAGAAGUUUUCAGAGGAGCAUGAUGUACAAUUGCGAUAUAUGUUGGUGUUUAGACAUGAAGGAAACAUGGAAUUUGAGGUUUCCAUCUUUGACUCAACUCAUUGUGACAGAGAAUAUGUAGAGUAUAUACAAGUAGAAGAAAAAGAAGAAGACAGGGAAGAGGUGGACGAGGAGGAAGAGGAAGAAGAAGGAGAAACUUCCAAGAAAUUUGAAUUCGAUGACAAACCAAACCCCUGCAUCAUGUCAUCAAGCAGGCCUUUUCCCAAUUCAGAAGAAGUUUCAACUCGUUUUGUAUUCACUGUUAAACCUUAUUGCCUUACAUGUGGUUUCUUGCGCCUUCCUAAAAAAUUUGUACUGGCAAAUGGUUAUGCGAAGACAUGUCCUUUGGUUAUCCGAGAUGAAAGACAAAGAUCGUGGAAUUUAAGGCUAGCUUCCUAUGGUUCUGGUAUCCAUGUAUUAGGUGGAUGGAAUAAAUUCCACCUUGCAAAUGGCUUAAAAGUGGGAGAUCGUAAAAUGUUUGAAGUUGUUACUAACGGAGAAAAACCAAUAUGGAAAUUUCAUGACAAACCGAGCCCCAGUAUCAAGUCAUCAAAUGCUAGCUUCAGGCCAUUUGUUCAUUCUCAUUUUGAAUGUGAUAUUAGGCCCUAUUGCCUUUCAUAUGAUAUCUUGUACAUUCCCAAAAAAUUUGCACAUGCAAAUGAUCUCAUCAACAAGAAACGUGAUUUGAUUGUUAGAGAUGAAAGGCAAAGGUUGUGGGAUUUAAGGUUAUGUUAUUUUGGAACCGGUGUAUGCAUGAAAGGUGGAUGGCAUGAAUUCCGUUAUGCAAAUUGCUUAAAGGAGGGAGAUCGCGUAAUGUUUGAGGUUGUUGCUAAUGGCGAAAAACCAAUAUGGCAAUUUCAUGGCAAAAAAGGAUAUGACAAGAAUGCAAGCAUCGUACAAGGGAAUGACUGAACAAUGACGCGCAAUUGACAAAGGGCAGCCCUUGGAAUCGACAAAGGGCGUCUACAUGUCACACCUCUUGGAAUGUAGCCCUUCCCCAACAUAAAUGCGGGAUGUUUUGUGUACCGGAAUUACAAGGGUUUGAUAUGGUCAUGUAUUUACUAGCUUGUAAAUAUCUCCUGGAAUGUAACAUCCUUUAGGCUUAUUUUGCUUCAUCUACUUGGACUUGUAUGAAUUGUAUUGAAAAAAUGGUAGUAACUUGAGAAAAUUGAAGGAAAGUUAUCUUUUAAUUCAUGAAUGAAGUAUUGGUGACAUUGACAAA
This is a messenger RNA of Capsicum annuum, 1611 nucleotides long. Its product is annotated as B3 domain-containing protein REM17. The coding region runs from base 162 to 1301 and encodes 379 amino acids. The record is from RefSeq and is a predicted model, not a curated record. Gene Ontology annotation, molecular function: DNA binding. The transcript has 7 exons. NCBI's taxonomy places the organism in Eukaryota, Viridiplantae, Streptophyta, Magnoliopsida, Solanales, Solanaceae.